Eruca vesicaria subsp. sativa (arugula) is the source of this 735-nucleotide messenger RNA. NCBI's taxonomy places the organism in Eukaryota, Viridiplantae, Streptophyta, Magnoliopsida, Brassicales, Brassicaceae. The record is from the annotation of a GenBank genome assembly.
UAAAGAAAGAAAUAGUAAGAAAAAAUGGGAAGAAGAAGAAGCUCACCGUCUUCAUCGAUAGAAAGUAGCUGCAAAAGCAACCCAUUUGGUGUCUCUUCGAGUAAUACCCGGAACCUAAGCACUGACCUGAGGCUUGGACUCAGCUUCGGUUCAUCGUCAGGACAAUAUUUCAACGGUGGAGAAAAUCAUGAUGAAUAUGGAGUUGUUGCAGCUGAUCAUGAAAUGAUCAUGGAAGAAGAAGAUCAAAACGAGUGUAACAGUCUCGGAAACUUCUACGUGAAGGUGAACAUGGAAGGAGUUCCUAUUGGAAGAAAGAUCGAUCUAUUUUCUUUUGAUGGAUACCACGAUUUGAUCACAACUCUCGGUUACAUGUUCAACGCCUCAAUCCUAUGGGCUGAAGAAGAAGAGAUAUGUAGUGAGAAGACUCAUGUGCUAACGUAUGCAGACAAGGAUGGUGACUGGAUUAUGGUUGGAGAUGUUCCUUGGGAGAUGUUCUUGUCUAGCGUGAGAAGACUAAAGAUUUCAAGAGCUUAUCACCAUUGAUAUAAAACGAAAAGCAAAGAUGGAUUCUAGGAUUGACCAAUAUAGUGUGGGAAGAAAGUUUUUCAUGAUGUAAAUGUAGGAAGAAAGUUUUUUCAUGAUGUAAAUCACUUGUUUGUCGGAGAUUAAUUCAAAAUUUUGUUUCUAGUUUGUUACUUAGAUAUUAUUAUUAUUCGGUUGUAUUUUGUAAUGAAG